Molecule: messenger RNA, 4626 nt
Organism: Mus musculus (house mouse)
Lineage: Eukaryota; Metazoa; Chordata; Mammalia; Rodentia; Muridae
Product: predicted gene, 38666
Exons: 4
Coding region: 99-2882 (927 amino acids)
Source: RefSeq, marked validated
UGGAUCUUCCAAGACUGCUGAAGGAUGGCGAAUGCAGAAGAACUGAAUCGAUAGACUUUGAAUCAUACAGAAUUUUAUGCAGAGAAAAAAAUCUUCUAAUGGAAACAAAGCAAGAAGUAUUUGAAAUGGAUUUUACCACUGAAGGCCGACUGGGAACACGGUGUAUGCUGCUCUCGCUCCUGCUCCUCGCAGCCUGGGAGGCAGGGAGCGGCCAGCUUCAUUACUCCGUCCCAGAGGAGGCCAAACACGGCACCUUCGUGGGCCGCAUCGCGCAGGACCUGGGGCUGGAGCUGACGGAGCUGGUGCCCCGCCUGUUCAGGGUGGCGUCCAAGGACCGCGGGGACCUUCUGGAGGUAAAUCUGCAGAAUGGCAUUUUGUUUGUGAAUUCUCGGAUCGACCGGGAGGAGCUGUGCGGGCGGAGCGUGGAGUGUAGCAUCCACCUGGAGGUGAUCGUGGACAGGCCGCUGCAGGUUUUCCACGUGGAGGUGGAGGUGAGGGACAUUAAUGAUAACCCGCCUGUGUUCUCAGUAAAGGAGCAAAGAAUGUUAAUUUACGAAUCUAGGCUGCCAGAUUCUUUGUUUCCACUAGAGGGCGCAUCAGAUGCUGAUGUUGGAUUAAAUUCUAUGUUAACCUAUAAACUCAGUCCCAGCGAAUACUUUGGGCUAGAUGUGAAAUCAAACAGCGAUGGCAACAAACAAAUUAGACUCUUGUUGAAAAAAUCCUUGGACAGAGAGGAUGCUCCUGAGCAUAAGCUACUGCUGACAGCCACGGAUGGAGGCAAACCUGAGCUCACAGGCUCUGUUCAGCUGCUGGUCACUGUGCUGGAUGUGAAUGAUAACGCCCCUACUUUCCAGCACCCUGAGUAUGAAGUGAGAAUCUUGGAAAACUCAGACAACGGAACGACAGUUAUUAGACUGAAUGCUUCUGACAAGGAUGAAGGGACGAAUUCAGCAAUUUCGUACUCUUUUAAUAGACUGGUGCCGCCCAAGACUCUUGAGCAGUUUAGCAUAGAUGCAGAUACAGGAGAAAUCAUAACUCAAGGAAAUUUGGACUUUGAGCAAGUAGAUGUCUACAAAAUCCACGUUGAUGCGACGGACAAAGGACACCCUCCGAUGGUGGGCCAUUGCACUGUUUUAGUGAAGGUAUUGGAUGAGAACGACAAUGUGCCUCAGAUCACUUUGACUUCCUUAUCCCUGCCUGUUCGAGAGGACGCUGCACUGAGUACUGUCAUUGCUCUAAUUAGCGUUUCGGAUCUGGACUCUGGAUCCAACGGGCAGGUGACCUGCUCCCUGAGUCCUCAUGUCCCCUUCAAGUUGGUGUCCACCUUCAAGAAUUACUAUUCGCUUGUGUUGGACAGCGCCCUGGACCGAGAGACCACAGCUGACUAUCAGGUGGUGGUGACAGCGCGGGACGGGGGUUCUCCUUCUUUGUGGACCACGGCUAGCGUGUCUGUGGAGGUGGCCGAUGUGAACGACAAUGCGCCUUCAUUUGCGCAGCCUGAUUACACGGUGUUCGUGAAGGAGAACAACCCUCCUGGAGCGCACAUCUUCACAGUAUCGGCGAUGGACGCGGAUGCGCAGGAGAACGCGCUGGUGUCCUACUCGCUGGUGGAGCGGAGGGUGGGCGAGCGCUUGCUGUCGAGCUAUGUGUCUGUGCACGCGGAAAGCGGCAAGGUGUUCGCUCUGCAGCCUCUGGACCAUGAGGAGCUGGAACUGCUGCAGUUCCAGGUGAGCGCGCGGGAUGCUGGUGUGCCUGCCCUGGGCAGCAAUGUGACUCUGCAGGUGUUUGUGCUGGAUGAGAACGACAAUGCGCCCACGCUGCUUGGACCUUGGACACCAGGAUCUGGUGGUGUAGUGAGCGAACUUGUGUCACCUUCAGUGGGUGCUGGCCAGGUGGUCACAAAGGUGCGUGCAGUAGAUGCGGAUUCUGGCUAUAAUGCCUGGCUGUCUUAUGAGCUGCAUCCUUUAGCAGGUGGAACGCGGAGUCUGUUUAGGGUAGGUCUGUACACGGGCGAGAUCAGUACCACGCGUGCCCUUGAGGAGGCAGAUGCACCACGCCAUCGCCUAUUAGUGCUGGUGAAGGACCACGGGGAGCCAGCGCUGAUUGCCACAGCCACUGUGUUAGUGUCUCUGGUUGAGAACAGCCAGACUCCAAAAGCCUCUUCGCGAGCGCAAGGUGCCACUGGCCAGGAAGUUUCGUUAGUGAAUGUCAACGUGUACCUGAUCAUUGCCAUCUGUGCGGUGUCCAGCCUACUAGUUCUAACCCUCAUGGUAUACACCGCACUGCGGUGCUCAGUUCCACCUACAGAGGGUGUGUGCGGGGCAGGGAAGCCUGUGCUGGUGUGCUCUAGUGCGGUAGGGAGCUGGUCCUACUCACAGCAGAGGAGACAGAAGGUUUGUUCUGGAGAGGGACCACCCAAAACCGAUCUCAUGGCCUUCAGCCCGAGUCUUCCUCCUUGUCCGGUUGUGGGUGAGCAUCAGGAUUUGAACGACGAUCAUUGCUCAAGACAAGCCCCGCCCAACACUGACUGGCGUUUCUCUCAAGCCCAGAGACCCGGCACGAGCGGAUCCCAAAAUGGUGAUGAAACUGGCACCUGGCCCAACAACCAGUUUGAUACAGAGAUGCUGCAAGCCAUGAUCUUGGCCUCUGCCAGCGAAGCUGCUGAUGGGAGCUCUACCCUGGGAGGGGGCGCUGGCACCAUGGGUCUGAGCGCUCGAUACGGACCCCAGUUUACCCUGCAGCACGUGCCUGACUACCGCCAGAACGUGUACAUCCCUGGCAGCAAUGCCACGCUGACCAAUGCCGCUGGCAAACGAGAUGGCAAGGCUCCAGCAGGUGGUAAUGGCAACAAGAAGAAAUCGGGCAAGAAAGAGAAGAAGUAAUAUGGAGGCCAGGCCUUGAACCACAAGGCAGCCUCCCUCCCCAGCCAGUCCAGCUCGUCCUUACUUGUACCCAGGCCUCAGAAUUUCAGGGCUCACCCCAGGAUACUGGUAGGAGCCAGGGCCAUGCUCCCCGUUGGGAAACAGAAACACGUGCCCAAGCCAACACCCCCUCUCUAUACCCUAGGGAGUUGAAUAUGCAAAGAGAGUUCUGCUGGGACCCCCCUAUUCAAUCAGUGAUUGUACCCACAUGGGUAGCAGGGUUUGUGUGUGUGGACAUACACACACACACACACACACACACACACAAACCAUGCCACACUCCCUUAGUUACAGCUGAACUCCUCCAUCUUCCAACCCAGGCAGGCUUAUCCAUCUCCUGCCGCCCUCUCCCCACCCCACCCACUCCUUCAGUCCCUCUCUUUGAGCAAGGUAGCUGGGCUGUUGGGGUGACCGGUGAGCUAAGCCGGCUCCUAGUUCUGAACGGUAGGGAGAGUAUUACAAUCUUUUGGCCUCUCCUUCAGUUCAGCUUUCCCCCAAAGCAUGGUUUGGUACCAGUCUUCUCUUUUCCUUCCAGAGCCUGAGACCAAUGCUUAAGUUUUGGGGGAACAGGCACCCUCCCUCUGGUACUGAUGAUGCUUGCUGGAUUUUGGGAAGGCAUUUUGCUACUAAGCCUCUUUUCAAUGCCUGGGGACAACUAGUCUUUUGUUUUUCAUUGUUUGAUGUUCCCACUGCAUGCUGUGACUUCCCUACACCUCAAAGAAGAGACUCCUUUGCAUGUCUGGAGACAGUAGGGGGUGGUAAACUAAAGGGAAGUUGAGAGUGUAUACUGCUGGGAGUGGGGCAGUGGACAAAACAGCCUGUUAAUAGGGUCUUGCAAGGGGCUCUGUAUGUACCCAGGGGACUGGCUCAAUCCUCACAUUCUAGCCAUAGACAAACACCAGGCCAGACCCCUCCAUUCUGGUUCAGCCUGGGCAGCUUGGGCUGAGCCACCAGGACCAAUGGAUUUAAGCUGACAUUUCAGUCCAAGACGACGACUUCUAAGUGAGUUUAAGACCAGAGAGGAAAGAGGGGCCUCUGUGGGUGCUGGGUACUCCAGAGGUGCCCUUGGUGGGAGGACCAGUGGUCUUAGCAGGAAGGGGGGCCCAGCAAGGUCAUUCUUGGACCCUGGGUCUAGUCCAGUAGCUAGAAAAAGGGACCAAGUGGCCAUAAAGUCCCAGCCAAUGAUGGGGCUUUUCCAGUGGGCCCCUGUAGACCUCAAGCCCCUGGCCUCCACCUUACCAGGUGCCAUUUCUUCUCAGAAGGCCACUGCCCAGGCCCCCAGGCCGCCCCCUUGUGGCCAGAGAACGGUUAAAGCCCCCCAGUGCCUCCUUGUGCAUAGAACUUCCUCUGCCCUAGCCCUUACAGUAGUGUAGAAGAUCCCCCUCCCCCGCUGGUGUAGAAUAGCCAAUAGUAUAGUGUGGUGUGCUUUUACGUGAUGGCGAGUGGGCAGCGGGCGGUGGGCUGUACACAGCCGUCUGUCCUUUGAAUCUCAAUCUGCCUGCGCGGCCCGUGCUGUGUUUUGUGCUGUGUCCACACGCUGCGGCGACCCCUCCCUGUACUGACUUCUCUAUAAAAAGCUUCUCUUCGCAUAGUCACGUAGCUCCUGCCCAUCCCCCUUCCGAUAUCUCUCGCAAGUUUUAUACUCUAAUAUUUAUAUGGCUUUUUUCUUCGAAAAUUAAAAAUAAAAAAAUGGUUUCUUCUGAAA